CUCUUUUUCUCCAACCUUUUCGCUCAAAAAAAUACUCCACUUCACACUCACUAACAUGCAAUCAUUCUAUCCACUUCAUACUCACUAACUCCGGCUAUGUACUGGUUCAAGACCCUCACCCGCUUCACCACCGCCUCCAAACAACGCGCCACCACCAAAUUCACACCCACUCUAUUCUCUCUACAACACAUCCACCAUUUCACCACCGCCGGCGAUGCAGCUGCUCCGCCGGUUUCUGGGCUUGGGCCCACCAAGAAAACGGACAAGCCCAGAGUGGUGGUUCUGGGCUCCGGUUGGGCCGGGUGUAGUUUGAUGAAGGGGAUUGAUACUAGCUUAUACGACAUCGUUUGUGUGUCUCCCAGGAAUCAUAUGGUGUUUACUCCUUUGUUGGCUUCUACUUGUGUUGGGACACUUGAGUUUCGGUCUGUUGCUGAGCCCAUUGGCCGGAUUCAACCGGCGAUUUCGCAUGAACCGGGUUCUUUUUUCUUUUUGGCUGAUUGUAAAGAUGUUGAUGCCAAGAAUCAUGAGGUGCAUUGCCAAACAAUAACAGAUGGAUUACAAUCACUAAAGCCAUGGGAUUUCAAAAUUUCAUAUGACAAAUUAGUGAUAGCUUCCGGAGCCGAAGCUUCGACCUUUGGAAUCAAUGGUGUGAAAGAACACGCGAUUUUCCUUCGCGAGGUUUACCAUGCUCAAGAAAUCAGAAGGAAACUGCUUCUCAACUUGAUGCUCUCCGAUGUGCCCGGCGUUUCUGAUGAAGAAAAGCGUAGACUUUUGCAUUGUGUUGUUGUUGGAGGCGGUCCCACUGGAGUCGAGUUCAGUGGCGAACUUAGUGAUUUCAUCAUGAAAGAUGUCCGUCAAAGAUAUUCUCAUGUAAAAGAUUACAUUCAUGUUACCUUGAUCGAGGCCAAUGAUAUCUUAUCUUCGUUUGAUGAUCGCCUACGUGUAUAUGCUACAAAUCAAUUGACCAAGUCUGGAGUUCGUCUGGUUCGUGGAACUGUGAAGGAUGUUCAACCUAAAAAGAUAGUUCUAAGCGACGGGACUGAUGUUCCAUACGGUUUAUUGGUAUGGUCUACUGGUGUGGGCCCCUCGUCUUUCAUUAGAAAUAUGGAUCUACCUAAGGCUCCAGGUGGAAGGAUUGGGAUAGACGAAUGGUUAAGGGUACCAUCUGCACCCGACAUUUUUGCAAUUGGGGACUGUAGUGGCUACCUUGAGAGCACUGGGAAAUCAACCCUUCCGGCUUUGGCCCAAGUGGCGGAGAGAGAGGGGAAGUACCUAGCAGGACUACUAAACAAGAUUGGUAAGGCGGGGGGCGGACACGCCAAUAGUGGCGCUGAUAUGGAACUCGGUGACCCGUUUGUUUAUAGGCAUUUAGGGAGUAUGGCAACUGUUGGGAAUUUCAAGGCUCUUGUGGAUCUCAGGCAAAGCAAGAUUCAUGUUGUGGAUGUCACAAGAAAAACUUAUGAUAGCUUGGAAAAGUUCACUGCCAAAACACUUGCUUUGACUCUUAAAAAAGUGUAAUUACGAUUUGGUGGAGAGUGACUGUGGCGGUGAUGGUGGAGGGUGGAAGAGGGUGAUGGUGGGUGGAGGUUGAAGAUAAAGUGUGGUGGUGGGGUUUUAUAAAUAAAAAUGAAGAAGAUGCUCGGAUAGUCCCUGGGGUUUGGCUUUUUUAAGGAAAGGGUAUUUUUGUCAUUUCACACCCUCUUAACAGAGAAAACAAACUGAAGUUAGACCCAGGGACUAUCCGGGAACAAAAAAUGAAAAGUUGGGGACUAUUCAAGUAAUUUUAGAAAGUUAGGGACUAAAGGUGAAAAUACGCGAAACCACAGGGACUAUCCGAGCAUUUUUCUCUAAUAAUAAUGAUACUAUUAUUAAGCCCCCGUGUUGCGACAGGAGGCAUCACGCUAUGGUAAAUACUCAAAACGAUAAGUUAAAUAAGAAGCAUACUAUUGAUUGCAUAAUAAUAUAGUGCAAAACCCUAGUCUAUUUUUGAACAUCAUGUAUAUCUAUAUAAUCUGCACUAAGACCGCCUGUAGUAGGGCGUUUUUUUUUUAAUUUUUGAAAAAUAACGCCGUAUAACGCCCCGGUAGCCGUUACACCCGGCGUUACCGGGCGUUAUUUUCGAAAAAAAAAAUCAAUCCUGCGUUUUAAUUAAAACGCUUAAAAUGUAUAGGGGGCGAGAUUUUGUACCGUUGACAAACGAUCAUAUUCGAUAUUUUGUUUAAUUUAAAAUAUUACCCACUAUAUAUAUAUCAACCCACUUUCUCACAUUUUUUAUAAAAAA
This is a messenger RNA of Helianthus annuus (common sunflower), 2281 nucleotides long. RefSeq names its product internal alternative NAD(P)H-ubiquinone oxidoreductase A2, mitochondrial. Gene Ontology annotation, molecular function: NADH dehydrogenase activity. The transcript has 9 exons. Bases 97 to 1518 code for a protein of 473 amino acids. NCBI's taxonomy places the organism in Eukaryota, Viridiplantae, Streptophyta, Magnoliopsida, Asterales, Asteraceae. The record is from RefSeq and is a predicted model, not a curated record.